Molecule: messenger RNA, 1467 nt
Organism: Hyaena hyaena (striped hyena)
Lineage: Eukaryota; Metazoa; Chordata; Mammalia; Carnivora; Hyaenidae
Gene: MGAT4C
Product: MGAT4 family member C
Exons: 3
Coding region: 1-1437 (478 amino acids)
Biological process (GO): protein N-linked glycosylation
Molecular function (GO): acetylglucosaminyltransferase activity
Source: RefSeq, a predicted model, not a curated record
AUGCUUAAAUUUUAUCAAAUGAAGCAUAUUUUUGAAAUACUAGAUAAAAUGAGAUGCCUGCGAAAACGUUCCACAGUGUCAUUCUUGGGAGUUCUUGUCAUUUUCCUUCUCUUUAUGAACUUGUACAUUGAAGACAGCUAUGUUCUGGAAGGAGACAAACAACUUAUAAGAGAAACAUCCACACAUCAACUGAAUUCAGAUCGCUAUGUGCAUACUUUCAAAGAUUUAUCUAAUUUCUCAGGAGCCAUCAAUGUCACCUAUCGCUACUUAGCUGCCACACCUUUACAAAGAAAGCGGUUUCUUACAAUUGGACUGUCGUCAGUGAAAAGAAAAAAAGGAAACUAUUUACUUGAGACAAUCAAGUCAAUUUUUGAGCAGUCUAGCUACGAAGAGCUGAAGGAAAUUUCAGUGGUGGUUCAUCUUGCAGACUUUAAUUCAUCUUGGCGUGAGGUCAUAGUCCAGGAUAUUACACAGAAAUUUGCCCACCAUAUUAUUGCAGGAAGACUAAUAGUUAUACAUGCUCCAGAGGAAUAUUACCCAAUCCUGGAUGGCCUUAAAAGAAAUUACAAUGAUCCAGAAGACAGAGUCAGAUUUCGUUCCAAGCAAAAUGUAGAUUAUGCUUUUCUGCUUAAUUUUUGUGCCAAUACUUCAGACUAUUAUGUAAUGCUUGAAGAUGAUGUUCGAUGUUCAAAAAAUUUCUUAACUGCCAUCAAGAAAGUCAUUACAUCCCUAGAAGGAACCUACUGGGUAACUCUUGAGUUCUCUAAGCUUGGCUACAUUGGAAAACUUUAUCAUUCUCAUGAUCUCCCACGUUUGGCACACUUUUUAUUGAUGUUUUAUCAAGAAAUGCCUUGUGAUUGGCUAUUGACUCAUUUUCGGGGUCUUUUAGCUCAGAAAAAUGUGAUCCGUUUUAAACCAUCUCUCUUUCAGCACAUGGGUUAUUAUUCAUCAUAUAAAGGGACUGAAAAUAAGCUGAAGGAUGAUGAUUUUGAAGAAGAGUCAUUUGACAUCCCUGAUAACCCUCCUGCAAAUCUAUAUACCAACAUGAAUGUUUUUGAAAAUUAUGAAGCAAGCAAGGCUUAUAGUAGUGUUGACGAGUACUUUUGGGGAAAACCACCUUCAGCAGGAGACGUCUUUGUGAUUAUAUUUGAAAAUCCAAUUUUAAUUAAAAAAAUUAAAGUGAGUACUGGAACAGAAGAUAGGCAAAAUGACAUUUUGCAUCAUGGAGCCCUAGAUGUUGGGGAAAAUGUUAUAGAUUUCAAGCAAAGUAGACAAUGUGUUACAUACUUACGACUAGGGGAAUUCAAAAAUGGAAACUUUGAGAUCUCCGAGGUGAAUCAAAAAAUUCCAUUUGAUAUCCAUUGUAUAAGGAUAUAUGUAACCAAAACACAAAAGGAAUGGCUGAUUAUUAGGAGUAUUAGCAUUUGGACUUUUUAGCCAAUUAAAUCGAGAUGUCCAGUUACUAAA